AUGGCCAAAACGUUUUCACUACGAAGACAGGAAAUAGUGGAAAAGCAAUUGGGAGUGGAAGAAUUGAAAGAAAGAUGGCCUGCAUUAUUCACGGUGGAUGAGAUCAAUGCUGAAUUUCUGAGGAUUACAACUGUUCCGCUUCAGACAAGAUUCCUUGCUUCUUUGGACAGGCACCACAGCAAGCUGAUAGAGCUCAUUAGAAGGAAGGGAGGAGUUAACAGAGAGAAGACCCAGAGGCUUCUUCAAGCUCUCGAUCGGAGCCUUGAUGCCAAUAUAAAGCGAGAGUGUCUGCUGAAAUGUCUCACUAUUUACCUUGGAGAAGACCUAGACCAACUCUUCAAGGAAUAUCUGGUUGUCCAAUGGGAAGAAGCGGAGAUGGAACUUUCUCGUGCAUCAAUGGCAGUGUUCGUCAUCAGGGAAGAGGAUGAUUCUCUUCAACCACAUGAGAUUGGUGUUGUCAUAGACGGUGUUAAAGUCCUGAACAUGUUGCCAUCAGUCGCACAUGCAGGUGCCAUGCUGUUUGGUCUAAUGUAUGUGCUGAACCUAAGCUAUCCAGCGCCUCCUACUGGGGUGUGGAGGACUGGACUGACUGUGUCUCCUACUGGGGUGUUGAGGACUGGACUGACUGUGUCUCCUACUGGGGUGUGGAGGACUGGACUGACUGUCUCCUACUGGGGUGUGGAGGACUGGACUGAAAGCGCCUCCUGCUGGGGUGUGGAGGACUGGGCUGAAAGCGCCUCCUGCUGGGGUGUGGAGGACUGGACUGAAAGCGCCUCCUGCUGGGGUGUGGAGGACUGGGCUGAAAGCGCCUCCUGCUGGGGUGUGGAGGACUGGACUGACUGUCUCCUACUGGGGUGA
Knipowitschia caucasica is the source of this 858-nucleotide messenger RNA. Lineage: Eukaryota; Metazoa; Chordata; Actinopteri; Gobiiformes; Gobiidae. The record is from the annotation of a GenBank genome assembly.